Messenger RNA from Elaeis guineensis (African oil palm), 1110 nucleotides. Its product is annotated as putative vesicle-associated membrane protein 726. Gene Ontology annotation, cellular component: membrane. Gene Ontology annotation, biological process: vesicle-mediated transport. NCBI's taxonomy places the organism in Eukaryota, Viridiplantae, Streptophyta, Magnoliopsida, Arecales, Arecaceae. The record is from RefSeq and is a predicted model, not a curated record.
CUAGUAUUCGUCGCCCCCUAUCAUUUUCCGUGAGAGAGAGAGGAGAAAAAGAGGGAGAAAACCCCUUUCUCUCCGAUAGCUUUCGUUCUUCUUCUCUUCUCUUCGGCGUCGAUAGAUCUAGGGUUAGGGUUUUGGGGGGAAGGAAGAUGGGGCAGCAGUCGCUGAUCUAUAGCUUCGUGGCCCGGGGGACGGUGAUCCUGGCGGAGUACACGGAAUUCACGGGGAAUUUCACCAGCAUCGCCUCCCAAUGCCUCCAGAAGCUCCCGGCGAGCAACAACAAGUUCACCUACAACUGCGAUGGUCACACCUUCAACUACCUCGUCGAGGACGGAUACACUUAUUGUGUAGUCGCGGUUGAGUCAGCCGGCAGACAAAUUCCAAUUGCCUUCCUGGAGAGGAUUAAGGAGGAUUUCAACAAAAGAUUUGGAGGAGGAAAAGCUGCAACAGCUGCAGCGAACAGCCUCAACCGAGAGUUUGGCUCAAAACUGAAAGAGCAUAUGCAGUAUUGUGUGGACCACCCUGAGGAAAUAAGCAAACUGGCAAAAGUGAAAGCACAGGUUUCGGAAGUUAAAGGAGUUAUGAUGGAAAAUAUCGAAAAGGUUCUUGAUCGUGGGGAGAAAAUCGAGCUGCUUGUUGACAAAACUGAGAAUCUUCGUUCUCAGGCUCAAGAUUUCAGGCAGCAGGACAAAGAUGAGGAGGAAAAUGUGGUUCCAGAACAUGAAGAUAAAGCUGAUCGUUUUGGGCAUCAUCAUUGCAUUAAUCCUCAUCAUAAUAUUGUCUGUUUGCCAUGGCUUCAAAUGCUGAUAUGGGUGGAUAUAUGAUCGCUACACAUCCCUCAUUCAAACUGGUGCUUUUGAGUAUAGUAAUGUCAUUUGCGACUGCAUAAAAGUUUGCUUUGUUGAUGAAUUGUGGUUUAGUAUUAUCCCUUUUGAAUGAGUAUUUUCGUUCUAAUGUUCUCCUGUUGGGAACUGGGUUGGGAUUGACAUUGUAUUUUGGAUGUUAUGCAUGUAUAGCCUGAACGCUAUUCUUUCUAGCUGUAUGAGUAGAAAGGUCUUACCAUGCCCUGUUGUCACGGUAUGGUCAUUUUAUCGAUUUUCUGAGUGUUAAUGA